AUGGGGGCCGAGACGGUGACGACUCGGCCGAGACUUCGAACCAUAGUCCUAAUAGCUCAAACAGUGAUUGACUUCUCAGGCAACAGAUUCGAAGGACAAAUUCCAGAGAUUAUCGGAUUCCUUCAUUCUCUUCAAACACUCACACUCUCUCAUAAUAACUUCAGUGGUGGUAUUCCUAGGGCAUUAGGGAAUUUGAGUAUGCUUGAAUCUCUAGACCUCUCGUGGAACCAACUUGAAGGAACCAUUCCUAGGGAGCUAGUGAAUCUGGAUUUUCUUGGAUUCUUAAACCUUUCUGAAAAUCGUCUAGUUGGACCCAUUCCACGAGGAAGGCACUUUGAUACAUUUGGAGAUGAUUCAUACAGAGGGAAUUUGGACUUGUGUGGAUUUCCGCUGGCCAAAGAUUGUGGAGAUACAGAGGCACCACCACCACCAGCCACGCCAUGGGAAGCUGAACAACAAUAUGAUGAUUCUGAAUUCUUUGAUGGGUUCACCUGGAAAGCUGUUCUCCUGGGAUAUGGCUGUGGAUUAGUGCUCGGAUUAGUUAUGGGAGGUCUCAUUUUCUUGACUGGAAAACCAAGAUGGUUUGUACUGAUUGUCGAAGAGUCGUUCAAACCGCGAAGGCGACCGAGGAAAUGGAUCCACAUACGCACUUAACUGUUUUUCCCAGGUCUGAAAAGCUUGACUUCUAAUGCCCAGGUCUAUCCAUGGAGUGGAAAUAAGGAAAAUAUUUGGUUCUCGUGGUUUUCCUUGCGGCUGAAUCUGUAGGUUUAUAAUUGUAAGCAAGAAGACAUUUCAAUGGAUAAUUACUAUUAAUUGUAUUGAAGGUUGUCCGGUGCAAAUUAUGAGAAUGAUCCAUCGAAAG
Coffea eugenioides is the source of this 862-nucleotide messenger RNA. Its product is annotated as receptor-like protein 9DC3. Lineage: Eukaryota; Viridiplantae; Streptophyta; Magnoliopsida; Gentianales; Rubiaceae. The record is from RefSeq and is a predicted model, not a curated record. The transcript has 3 exons. Gene Ontology annotation, molecular function: protein binding. The coding region runs from base 1 to 654 and encodes 217 amino acids.